This is a messenger RNA of Delphinapterus leucas (beluga whale), 1223 nucleotides long. NCBI's taxonomy places the organism in Eukaryota, Metazoa, Chordata, Mammalia, Artiodactyla, Monodontidae. The record is from RefSeq and is a predicted model, not a curated record.
AUGCGCCCCAGGGUUCAGUGGGUCGUUAUAACCCAGGCCGGGCGCCGGGAGCGGAGGCGUAGGCGGCUGCAGGACAGCGGCGGCGGCGCUGGGAGCGGGUUCCCCACCCCCUAUCUGGGGGACGUGGCAGCCCCGCCCCCGAGUCCAAGCCCCGCUCCCGAGCUCUAUUUCCGGCAACCCCCCCACCCCUAUUUUCUGCCCCCAGAGCCUGUUCUCGCAAGUGAUGUUGCUUCCUGCGACAACUCUUCUGCCGUCGGGCCCUCCGGGAGCACCCAGGACCUCGGACCUGGGGCCGGGGAGAACAGCCGGGCGUCUGACGGCACCAGCAGCCGCCUCGUGAAUGGGACCGACUGCGAGAGGCCCAGCCAGCCGUGGCAGGGUGCGCUGUUGCUGGGACCCAACAAGCUGUACUGCGGGGCCGUGUUGGUGGACUCGCAGUGGCUGCUCACGGCUGCCCACUGCCGAAAGCAAGUUUUCAGAAUCCGUCUUGGCCACCAUUCCCUGUCACCCAUCUAUGAAUCCAGGCAGCAGCUGUUUCAGGGGAUCAAAUCCAUCCCCCACCCUGGCUCUUCCCACCCCGGCCACUCCAAUGACCUCACGCUCAUCAAACUGAACGAAAGAAUCUGUGAGGCUCAACACGUCGGGCCAUCAACGCCUCCCAUUGUCCAUCCGCUGGGACCAGCUGCUUGGCGUCUGUCUGGGAAAAGACCAGCAGUCCCCAGGGGUGAUUCCGGAGGCCCCGUGGUCUGCAGUGGUUCCCUCCAGGGCCUUGUGUCCUGGGGAGACUUUCCCUGCGCCCAGCCCAACAGACCCGGCGUCUGCACCAACCUCUGCUGGUUCUCCAAGUGGAUCCAGGACACUAUCCAGUCUAAUGCAUGAGUCGUCCUAGGACCUGGCUUUCUGGCCUCCCUCGCCCCCUGCAAGUCCCCACCCCUGCAGGGACCCCAACACUCCUUCCAGACACCACUUCCUUCCCCAAAAUGUUGAGUUUGUUCAUCUCUCCAGUGCCCCGCCCCCAGUCUCCUGGAAUCAAGGUCCCCCUUCCCGGACAGUGGAUGGACAGGUCCUUCUGGUCGGACCCUGAAGACGGUUCCCAUAAUGACCGGGGCGAGAGCUGCACUGCACCUCUGUCUCCCCAGUGCUUCCUUCCUCAGGUCCAGAGUCCACCUUCUCUGCAGCUGUGACCCAAAUCUGGUCCCAGAAAUAAAACGUCUGAGAAGUGG